AUGACGCAUGGUACAGAACAUCAUGUGACUGAUUCGUUGAUCUGCCCUAUAACUCAAGAGAUAUUCUCGGUUCCAGUCAUUGCUGAUGAUGGUUAUUCGUAUGAAGAGUCAGCCAUCGUUGCUUGGAUUCAAGAAAACCAUACAAGUCCUAUGACAAGACAGCCUUUGUCGAUUGGCAGCUUACGUCCCAAUCGUGCAAUUAAAAAUUUAAUAGAAGAAUUCGAAAAUUCAUUACAUUCUGCUGAUUAUCGUUUUAAGUUAGAUGUUGAUGUACGGAAAGAACGUAAUGCAAUAUUUCAGGUAAACACAAAGUCUAUAUUUCGUGCUCAUUGGAUUACACGACGCAGUGCUCCACCUACAGUAUUGUUGAAAAUGAAUGGUAUCCGAGCAAAAAGAGAAGCAUCCUUUUGCGUACAAUUGAGUCGUCAUCCACACAUUAUACGAACAUAUGGAACGGUGGAGCCAACACCUCAAGAUACGAUUAUGUUACUUCAAGAAUAUGCACCCGAAGGAAGUCUUCAUAACCUACUCGAUGAUGUGUCGAGAGUUCCAGAUGAACUGAUUCUAAUUGAAAUGUUUUCACAAAUUGCAGAUGCUAUGACUUAUCUUGCAUACAAUCGAGUGACUCAUGGAGAUCUAGCAUGUAGAAAUAUACUAGUAUUUCGUUUCGAUAAGUACAAUCCUGAAAAUAAUCUUGUGAAAUUGACUGAUUUUGGUCUCACACGACAUAGUUCUAUAUAUGUAUCAGUUGAUAAUGGAUCGGCGCCAAAUGAUUGUAUUCCAAUACGUUAUGCGGCACCAGAGUUGAUUCAAGACCAGACGUGUUCGGAAAAAACAGAUAUGUAUUCGAUGGGUGUAACUAUGUGGGAAGCCUUUUCAAAAGCUAAAAUACCAUGGUAUAACAUUGAAACAGACAAAGAAAUACGUCAACGCGUCACAUCUGGUGAUAAAUUAUCAAAACCGGUAACGUGCAGCGAUGAAACAUGGACUUUAAUGUUGAACACAAUGAACUUGAGUGCACAGGAACGGCCAACAUUUUCCCAAUUAAGACGUUUGUUAACAAAAUUACAAUACCAGCUCGAAAACACAGCUAGAAACCACGGUGAACUGAUGGAGAAAUUUCAAAAAGUGCUUCAAAUUGAAAGAAAUGAAGUUCUCAUAGGCGUAGCUGUCGAACAAGCUUUGGUUAAUUUAAGCGGUUUGAACAUUGAUCAAGCAGGUGCAACGUUUCGACGCAAGCCGAAUAGUCAUAUUACAGUAUUUCGCUUGAGAAUUCCUAGUGAUAAUGAUUUCAGCAAUUUUAUUCGCCACUACCGUAAUCAUUUUAAGACCUUGAUAGUAGAAUACGAGAGAGAGAUGGGAACAGAAUGGGUAACAGUAGACGUGAAUACAAAUAUACUGUAUAACCAUAUGGUGUCGAUUAUUUGUAACUAG
Molecule: messenger RNA, 1434 nt
Organism: Rotaria socialis
Lineage: Eukaryota; Metazoa; Rotifera; Eurotatoria; Philodinida; Philodinidae
Source: the annotation of a GenBank genome assembly